UAUCUCAAAACUUUAUAAUUAGAAAAUGGAAGCCCAGCCUUCAUCACGGGUGAGCUCCUCUGUCCGACAGUCGCGACUGUCUCUCUUCUAUCAUCUAUUUAAUAUAUAUAUAUAUAUAUAUACACACACACACACACACACACAUACAUAACAUAUAUAGAUUCUAUCGUCUCGCACACUCGGAGUCAUAGUCGGGCUUCUGUUAAAGUCUAAAACCCAGGUUUUUCUUGCUCACUUCCAUGAUUCCAACGCCAGAAGCAUCUUCGGCUUCCAUUAAGCCUCGAGAUGUUUGUAUUGUUGGCGUUGCACGGACACCUAUGGGUGGCUUCCUUGGUUCCCUUUCAUCUUUGUCAGCUACAAAGCUUGGUUCUAUAGCCAUUCAAUGUGCUCUUAAAAGGGCAAAUGUUGAUCCAUCACUGGUGCAAGAGGUUUUCUUUGGAAAUGUUCUCAGUGCAAAUUUAGGCCAAGCUCCUGCUAGACAAGCUGCUUUAGGUGCAGGUAUACCUAAUACAGUGGUUUGCACCACCAUUAACAAAGUCUGUUCAUCAGGGAUGAAAGCAACGAUGCUUGCAGCACUAACUAUUCAAAUGGGUAUCAAUGAUGUUGUUGUUGCUGGUGGCAUGGAAAGCAUGUCUAACGCACCUAAAUAUCUGGCUGAAGCGAGCAGAAAGGGAUCUCGUCUAGGACAUGACACUAUUAUUGAUGGCAUGCUCAAAGAUGGCCUAUGGGACGUCUACAAUGAUUUUGGAAUGGGAGUAUGUGCAGAGUUAUGUGCUGGUCAACAUACUAUUACAAGAGAAGAGCAGGAUGCUUAUGCUAUCCAAAGCUUUAAUCGAGGAAUCGCUGCACAAAGAAGCGGUUCUUUUGCAUGGGAAAUAGUUCCGGUUGAAGUUUCUGGGGGCAGGGCGAAACCAGCUACAAUUGUAGAUGCAGACGAGAGUUUAGGAAAGUUUGAUGCUGCAAAACUAAGGAAACUUCGGCCAAGUUUCAAGGCGGAUGGGGGUACCGUCACUGCUGGCAAUGCUUCUAUCAUAAGUGAUGGUGCGGCUGCCUUAGUGCUAGUGAGUGGAGAGAAGGCACUUAAACUUGGAUUGCAAGUAAUUGCUAAGAUCAGAGGCUAUGCCGAUGCUGCUCAGGCGCCUGAGUUAUUUCCAACUGCUCCAGCCCUUGCAAUACCUAAAGCCAUUUCAAAUGCUGGCUUGGAAGCUUGUCAAAUUGAUUACUUCGAAAUAAAUGAAGCUUUUGCUGUUGUAGCCCUUGCCAACCAAAAGCUGCUUGGUCUUACUCCUGAAAAACUGAAUGUGCAUGGCGGAGCUGUAUCUUUGGGACAUCCACUAGGUUGCAGUGGUGCUCGGAUCUUGGUUACAUUGUUAGGGGUUCUGAGACAGAAGAGGGGGAAGUUUGGGGUUGCUGGAAUCUGCAAUGGGGGAGGAGGAGCAUCUGCCCUUGUUCUAGAGCUCAUGCCAGCGAGGGUGGGACGUUCCUUUUUAUGAAACCCAAAUUCUUCUGUUGUGUUGUCUUACCUGCUAGUUUUUGUAAAAUUAAAUAUCGUUUUCCAAUAAAAAUAAUAUAUCUCAAAUGUUAUGAAGAAAUAAAUGUGCUGGUACUUGGUUUACAUACUAUGCUGUUGGCAAGAUCAUCUGCCUAAUGUGUUGGCUUUUCUUUGUGCAUCUUCUUCUUUCAGUUUCUUGUAUGUUCAGUAAAAUCCUUUUUUAACUUCAGUAUACAACGUCAUAUCCAGCAUA
This is a messenger RNA of Cornus florida, 1745 nucleotides long. RefSeq names its product acetyl-CoA acetyltransferase 2. The transcript is spliced from 15 exons. Gene Ontology annotation, biological process: fatty acid beta-oxidation. The record is from RefSeq and is a predicted model, not a curated record. Gene Ontology annotation, molecular function: acetyl-CoA C-acetyltransferase activity. The coding region runs from base 240 to 1493 and encodes 417 amino acids. Lineage: Eukaryota; Viridiplantae; Streptophyta; Magnoliopsida; Cornales; Cornaceae.